UGUGUCGAGAUAUAUAUUGGAGGGGUGGAAUCAGCUCCACAUGUCGUCUCGGUGCGCGGUCCGCUCUCGAACGAAGCCAAGAGGAACAACUCGACACGCCAGCCCAGUCACAGUCAUAGCAGUACAGCUCUCGAUCAGGACGGCCACAGCACAGCAGAGCAGCUCUCUAUAUGCUCCUGUUGUAAUAGAGGCUAUCUAGCUCGCCAGGUUUCUCCUAUUUGAUUGCUUGUCUACCUAUACACCACAGCAGUCCAUCGCUCGUCGAUAUACUAGCCACGUACAGCCGGACACCCACGCACGACAGUUUCGCCCAUUUUUCUUCUGCUCGGCUCCUGCCGCCGUCAUCAAUCAUUUAUUUUUCUUCAUUGACUCGUUUUGAUCCUCGUUGAUGGUCUUUUGUAUUGUUUUGAUUGUCCGUCUAUAAGAUAUCUCGUCGUCGUCGUCGUCGUCGUUUUCAUCACUCUACUCUGUUUAGGUUAUCUGUAUAGAGUCUAGACGUGUCUGUCUAUUUAUCUUUCAGCGUUUCUCACACGCCUUGUAGAGAUAUUGGCGCGCUUGAUUCUCUUUGAUCAUCGCUGAGUGAUGUACACAACUUGUGCAGUUGAUAAAUUCCCGUCUUGUUAGUGCCGCUCGCUCGCGUCAGAUGAUUGCCUACAGUAACCGCGUCGCACCAGCAGCAGAGCAGCACAUCCCCCAAGGAUGAAUUGAUUUGCUUUGCCAUUUUCCCACUUUGCCCGUUUUCACUCUCUACGUUUUGACAUUGGUGCUGCUGCUACAUCUCUCCUCUAUCUACAUAGCUACCGCUGCUGCUGCUGCUGGAAAUCCUCCUUGAUUUUGGACGACCGAAAGGAUCGUCGUCGUCGUCGUCGCAGCUCCGCUUUGUCAUACGCACAGAUUCUCACACGUGUGCCCCGGAUGAAGACUGGGCGACAGACAUCACCCCACUCAUUUCGGGGGACAUGAACUCUCGAGACAAGUGUGAAGUGAGAAUUAUGUUGCCAACUGUUGUAUAGACAUUGCCGUCGUCGGGGCAUCUACCACCACCGAAGGCAACCAGCAGUGACCAUUUGAUUUCACAAGUUUAUUGGACGCUUUUCAUCUCUUAGACAAAAAGACAAAUCGGGGAAAUAUAGGACGCAAAGUUGUUGAAUCUCAUCGGCGCAAAUCACAAAUUGUUGAAGAGAUGGUGAUGAUUCGGGGGAUCGUAACCAUUAUUUGGUGGUUAUGCUGGGCAAGUUUGGAAACUUCAACUUCGUGGAAAUCUUUCGGAAGCAUCAUAGUAAGUAGUGAUAACAACACUGACAGCAAAAGCAGUAUACAGCCCUACGGAUUAGUCAACAAAUCACACGUCGUCACUUCCGGGCGAAGAUGGGAUUUAAACGAAACGGAAACAUCAUUGCCACCAAAGAUAAACACAGUCAUCACCGCGCAGUCAGGAGACACAGCAUUUCUUCCUUGCCACGUAUCACUGAGGGAAGACCACGGCGUGUCUUGGGUGCGUCGUCGAGAUUGGCAUAUUUUAACGGCAGAUUCAAAAGUAUACUCAAGGGACGAAAGAAUUCGCGUUACUUCUGUUGAUAACACUGAAAAUACUUGGACGUUACUAAUAAAAUACAUCCAGAAAGAAGACGAAGGCAUCUACGAUUGUCAGAUAACAACCAGGAGAUCAGCAUGGGCACAGUCCAUUGAAUUACGAAUUGUUGAACCACAAGCCGUACUGGUUGGCACAGAAGAUAUAUAUGUUGGCGUCGGAAGUCCUUUCACUAUUACUUGCGUCAUCACAAACACCCUGAAACCACCGGAAUACGUGUCUUGGAAUGUUGACUCGAAAUCUUUAAAUUUUGGGAGUCAAGAUCAACACCACCAACCCUCAGCCUUUAAAAAAAGGUGGAAUGGAGCAGGUUAUUCUGUGACAUUUGAUCCCGGUCCACCUUCGGUUAGCCGUCUAAUGGUUAACAGUGCAACUCCAUCUGAUUCCGGGCGUUACACUUGUCAGCCAUCCAGUGGACUUUCAGCUUCCACUCAUGUUCAUGUGGCACUUGGUAAUGAGAUGGCUGCUAUACAGGCUGCCGACACAGCAGGCAGAGGUGGAUGUUUGCGGUGGUUUUUAUUAACAGUUGCCAUUGUUUUACCAUUACUCAACCUCAAUUGGUACGAUUAAUAUUGAGUCAUGUAUCUGGAAAGAAUCCACAAAACUAAUUCUGUUGAUGUUCGCUCACGUUAAUACGAAAAUACUAUGUAUAAAAUACCCUGAAAAUGUUAAGCAUCCAGCACUGGGUGUUGGGACCAAACAAUUAAACCACUAAACGAAGACGUUGAAUGUUAAAGCAUAUUACAGUUACAUAGAUCAAUAAGUGUUUCUUUUUUAUUAUAUGGGCUUAGCAGCGCAGCAUAUGUAAUGUUUAUAACUGCUAGAGUAGAAAUCGUUGGCCAUCUAUGUUCAAAAGAGACUGCGAAAGGAGUUGAUGGUUUCUUUUCAAUGCGGAGCAGUUUCUGAUUUUUUCAUUAAACGACAGAUUCUAUGAUUUUAAUGCGACAACCUACACUUUCUCUGCCGUCCUUCCUCAUUUACAUUGCGCGUGCAAUAUUAUUAUCGCAAUUACUGGUUAUUGAAAGGGGACAAAGUAGUCGUAAUCUGUGCACACUUAAAUCAUUAAAUCAAUUUCCCUAUACAAACUAAAGGACAGAAGAACGGAUGAUAUCCAACAAUAACAUGGCCUGCAUAAACUCUUCAGAAUAAGCUAGCAAUUUUCUUAAUUUUUUAAUUUCUGGAACAAGUCGUUGUAUUUCUUUUGAUUUAUAUUUGCGUUGUGAGCCUUAUUCAAUAUUUUCAACAAAAUAUACACUUUUUAAAAUUACAGUGGCCCUUUUUAUAUACAAAGGACAAGUCCAACAUGAGAUUACUUUAAUAAUAAGGUUGAAAUUUUUCUGUUCAUCUUCUGGGCUGUAGAUUAGGGUUGUUAAAAUUGAAUUGAUUAUUAAAUCUCUGACAAUUCAAUUUACAUCCUGUAUAUUGUUGGCUUGUUGCCUACAGCGUUUCAUCAGUAAUUUCGUGUACAGCAAGAUACUAUAGAAGAGAUUGUUUGACCUUAUAUAUUGAGUAAUACCACUUGGAAUAUUGGUACUAAACCUAAUUCCUUUCAAUUAAAAUUUAUAAAAUAAAUUUGCGAAUUUAAAAUUCCGGAACUAAGUGGCUAAUUAUUUGAAUUAGCCUACUGUAUGUUUACAAUUAUCUGGUACAUUAAUACAUUAUUUAUAAUUAUUUAAAAUCAUAAGAGAAGGCCAAAAUAGACAAUGUAAACGUCUGAAGUUGCCAGUUCGAUUAAAGAAAAAAACAAAAUUUUGUAAACUUCUUCAAAUUUUAAAAACUUCAAAUUUUAUGUAUAAAAUUUGAAGUAAUUUAUAUUUAGAAUAUUGUUAAAAACUCUGUAGCACCCAGAGAAUUACUUUGACCUUAAACCUUAUCUGAUACAAGAAAAAAUAAUUAAUAACCUUUUUGAAAAACAAAAUAAAAUAUAUAUUUGGUUAACACGGAUCGCUGACUCUGACUUGAAUAUUUCAAUCCUUCGUUGGUUUACAUAGAACUGUUUGUAAGCUUGAAUAUUAUAAGUAUGAAUAUUCUAUGUAAACAUUUGGUAAAGUUACAUUCCACAGCUAACUUAGCUUAUAUUGCUCACUUAUGACAAAUUUAUCCAAACAUUACAUUUCAUGUAAUUUAAUAUCCGAAUUAAGAUAUUCCAGGUGCAAUUACAUAUUUUGAAAUCGUUCCCAAGUCUAAUUUGCCGAAUUAAA
This is a messenger RNA of Daphnia pulicaria, 3792 nucleotides long. RefSeq names its product fibroblast growth factor receptor-like 1. Gene Ontology annotation, biological process: synapse organization. The record is from RefSeq and is a predicted model, not a curated record. The transcript has 7 exons. NCBI's taxonomy places the organism in Eukaryota, Metazoa, Arthropoda, Branchiopoda, Diplostraca, Daphniidae. Gene Ontology annotation, cellular component: neuron projection membrane. Bases 1184 to 2161 code for a protein of 325 amino acids.